Molecule: messenger RNA, 237 nt
Organism: Prunus armeniaca (apricot)
Lineage: Eukaryota; Viridiplantae; Streptophyta; Magnoliopsida; Rosales; Rosaceae
Source: the annotation of a GenBank genome assembly
AUGGCCAGGUCUGAUGAGGGAAAGAAUUGCGUAUGUAUGCUGAUUCGAAGGGUGCCUCUCCUCCUGGCAGCUUGCGCGCUAAUAUCCCUUGGUUCUUUGGAUGUUUUGUGCUUGGAACUUGUUCCUUCUCAUGUGUUGGAGCCUUCUAGCAGCUCUGCAUAUGUGGACAUCUUGCUCCCUUCGUGGCUUCUGUUUUUUCAGGAAGGGGCUAUGGCUUUUGCUGCUUCUCAUUUCUAA